AUGACUGAAAAUAUAAAUAUUCGACGAGACGAUGAUAUUAAUGAGGAUAUUAACGAGGAUGACUCCCCUUAUUUCAUCCCCGUAACUGAAAGUGAUACGGAUCGCGAUUUAUUGUUCCAUUAUGUAUUCAAGUCUGUCCUUAAAGGAAACUAUAUCAGCCCUAUUGAUAAGUCCACCCUGAAGACUUGUUUGGAUAUUGCAUAUGGUGGUGGUUCUUGGAUGAUGGAGAUGGCAACUGACUUCCCCGAUUGCCAAUUUUAUGGGAUUGACAUUGAGCCUCGUACUCCUGAUACUGUCUUCCCCCAUAAUUGUAAUUUUGAGAAAGGUGACUUUCUCAAGAAGCUCCCUUAUCCGGACAACAUGUUUGACUUGGUUCACAUUAGAUUGACAUUAGUUUGGCUCCCUAUCGGCAACCUGCUCGAGGAGAUUGCUAGAGUAACCAAACCCGGCGGCUUUAUUGAAUUUUUGGAUCAAGAUGUUUCAUCUUGUCCAACUAAUGCCGGUCCACUAAUGACCUGCUUUGUCAAGGCUUGGAGAGACAUCCAAGUCUCGAAAAAUAUCGAUGUUGAUCUCUUGGUUAACUUGGAUCAAAUAUUGAUUAAAAAAGGUUUUGCAGAUGUUCAAAUCAAAAAGUUUCCCGUACCAAUGGGAAAAUGGGCCGGCAUGGUUGGUGAAUUUUUCUUGUCAGCAUUCAAACUGUUCACUAUCAGUACUGCCUCCCUCACCUCCGGCCAUUUAGGCCAUCUAAGCCUUCAAACUGAAGACGAGUAUUCUGAAUUACUCGGGGCUGAAUGUGAAGAAUAUCAGCCUGUCAUUAGCAUUCAUGCCGG
Dentiscutata heterogama is the source of this 830-nucleotide messenger RNA. Lineage: Eukaryota; Fungi; Glomeromycota; Glomeromycetes; Diversisporales; Gigasporaceae. The record is from the annotation of a GenBank genome assembly.